AUGGCAAUGUCCGCUUGCAAGGAAGACCCCCGCGUCCGCGGCAUAGCCGCCGCCAUUCGGGUGGUGCCCGACUUCCCCAAGCCAGGUGGGUCCUCCUAGAGCGUUCUCCCUCGUUUCGUUUUGUGCGCAUUUCUCAAAGUCCGUCUUCUCCGUCGUUCUUUCCGACGGAGCUCUCGAUUUACAGCCCGUCCUCCGCUCUCUGCGCCCAAUUUUGCCGCCCGCUGAUUCCGUCGUCUCGCCGUGCUGCUGCUCUGAUACCCCCCUCCCCACCUUCUGUUAUUUUCUGUUUGAUCGUACGCUCUCGAGCUCGGUAUCUGUGGUGCCUUUUUUCUGCACACGCUUAAGUCAUCAUUUCCAUAAGCCCCCCCCCCCCCUUUCCGCCUUUUCUGCUAAUCCUCUCCGCGGUUUUCUUUCUCCUCCGAUGGCCGCACGCUCUUCCUUCCGGAUUUCUUCAUGCCACUGCGGAUAUCAGGGAUAAUGUUCCAGGACAUCACCACGCUGCUCCUCGAUCCUGACGCCUUCAAGAACACUGUCGACAUGUUCGUUGAGCGUUACACUGACAUGGACAUCUCGGUGGUCGCAGGUGCGUUCAGAACUUGAUCUUUCACCGCGAACAGCACUUUCUCUGAUUUCAGCUCCACUUUAAUUCUAUCUCUCACCUUCUGUGCCCUGAAUAAUUACAUCGGAGGUUUCUUCACCAUCUCUUCGCACUCCUCCUGAGUUCGAUCCCUCCAUAGCCUCUACCUGCGCGAAUUCUGUGUCACAAUCACAGAUGGACGUCUCCACUACCUCUGAUUUCUGCCCGUCUCCUCGACCAAGUUCUUUUUCUCCUCCAUGCAGCCAUCGCAUCCAUGUAGAUAGGCGUUCAAGUCUGAUCAGACCUCACUCUUUUGUCGAGGAUUCCCGACAAGGUCGUCGAGUCGAAAAUCUCCGAUUAUGGCGUUACUGUUCCUGGGUUGUGGUUCUACAUCCCUUAUCCAUACUCCUGUUAUUACUCAUGAUCUUCCUCUCUCAUGGGAACUCGCUCGCCAUCGCAUGUGCUUGACAAACUACACCGCGUAGAAAUUAUCUGCCCAACCUCUGCCAUCGCCCAGCUGCUCCCCUUCAUCUCAUUUCCCGUUGUGAUCUGUAUGUCUGAAGAAGCUUUCUUUGCCGAUUUAGUUUGCCAAGCGUCGUAUCCAUGGUAGGUCAUAUCACAUAUAUUAAAUGUCACCAGAACAAUCUGGUGCCCCCCUUCGUCAGGUCUUCAGCUCGGUGAUUUUGUUUGUUUGAUAAACCAAAAUGCCAAUGCAGGUAUUGGAUUAAAUCUUCAAGACAUUGUUUCCUGAUCUACCGAGAAGAUUAAUUUUUAUGGAUCUGUUGAUCUAUUUAAUGUGUUAAGUCAACGCUUGUCACAUCGAUUGUCGAUUAUUUUUAGAAUCCUGUUCAUCUCUGCCGCUAAUUGCCUGUGGAAAUUACGAUGAUUUUGUGAAGUUACCAUUUUACGCUGAUCUUCGUUUGUUAGGGAUUGAGGCCAGGGGAUUCAUCUUUGGGCCACCGAUUGCACUGUCGAUCGGAGCCAAGUUUGUGCCCCUGAGAAAACCCAAGAAGCUCCCAGGUGGAACCCUCCGACGAAGAAUGCUCACCGGUGCGUACUAAUCGGCCGACUGUUCGCGCUUCGUGAUCCGUUUCUGCACGCAUGCAGGUGAAGUGAUCUCUGAGAAUUACGAUCUGGAGUAUGGGUCCGACUGCCUACAGAUGCACGUCGGAGCUGUUCAGCCCGGUGAACGGGUUCUCAUCGUGGACGAUCUCGUCGCCACCGGUGGAACCCUUCGCGCCGCCAUCAGCUUGCUGGGUACGUCUUCAUCUGUUACACGACGUUUGAUGGCAUUUUGUCCUCGGUCUUCGUUUGAUAGCCUGUUCGCGUUUCUUGUUCGUCCUCAGAGCGAGUGGGAGCCGAGGUGGUCGAGUGCGCUUGCGUGAUAGAGCUUCCUGAGCUCAAGGUUCGCUUUUCUCCCCCACAACAGCGGCCUUCGCAUCGAUGAAUUUCUUUUGAUGGGGGCGUCUUGGCUUGUUGCAGGGCCGGGAGAGGUUGGACGGCAAGCCAUUAUACAUUUUGGUGGAAUCGCACUGA
Spirodela intermedia is the source of this 2113-nucleotide messenger RNA. Lineage: Eukaryota; Viridiplantae; Streptophyta; Magnoliopsida; Alismatales; Araceae. The record is from the annotation of a GenBank genome assembly.